This is a messenger RNA of Prorocentrum cordatum, 549 nucleotides long. The record is from the annotation of a GenBank genome assembly. Lineage: Eukaryota; Dinophyceae; Prorocentrales; Prorocentraceae.
AUGGCAGACAGCAGGCGCGCCUCGUUCCGCGACAUGGUCGAAAUUGUCCAGUUCGAUGCAGAAGAGAGCAAUGGCAACCGCCAAAGCAAGUCUUUGUGCGUGGCGACCGCAGGGGCACGCGCAUUGAAGCGGCAGUCGUCCCCAGCGCCCGCGAGGACGGGGUGGGCUGGUUUUGCGUCGACGACGUUGCCGCUGCAGGCCCCUGCCACUCGCACAGCGUCGUGCGCCAGCUCUUCGAACGAAUGUUCCUUGCUAGCUGCUGGUUGCUCGCCCAGCAGCAGCAUGUCCACCGCGGCGGGCGACAGCGACGCGGAGGAGGCUGCCCAGGAGAACGUGUUCGCGAAGGCGGCCGAGAGACGGCGCAUCCGGCGCAGCGUCACCGCCAAUCAUGGACCAGGCCUUUCCCCACACGCCUUGCCAGCGAUGACGAUGUCGAGGAUCCUCACACGGCGUCGAGGUGGGUCCGCCGAUUUCGGCAUUGCAGACAUCAGCUCGGGCCCUGCAGACGACAGCAUCGACCGUCUUUCUGAGAGAGUCCCUGCUUUCUGA